Molecule: messenger RNA, 1140 nt
Organism: Cutaneotrichosporon cavernicola
Lineage: Eukaryota; Fungi; Basidiomycota; Tremellomycetes; Trichosporonales; Trichosporonaceae
Gene: SIS1
Exons: 4
Coding region: 1-1140 (379 amino acids)
Biological process (GO): translational initiation
Cellular component (GO): cytosol
Molecular function (GO): protein-folding chaperone binding
Source: RefSeq, a predicted model, not a curated record
AUGGUGAACAAUACCGAAUAUUACAAGACCCUUGGCCUCAGCAAGGACGCGUCCGAUGCCGACAUCAAGAAGGCAUACCGCAAGGAGUCCCUCAAGUGGCACCCAGACAAGAACCCCGGUGAAAAGGCCGCUGUCGCUGAGGAGAAGUUCAAGAAAAUCGGCGAGGCGUACGAGGUCCUGUCCGACCCAGAGAAGAAAAAGAUCUACGACCAGUUUGGCGAGGAGGGCCUUAAGGGCGGCAUGCCCGGCGGUGGUCCCGGCGGUGGCGGCCCGGGCUUCUCUUCGUUCGGCGCGGGCGGCGGUGGUCCUGGCUUCUCGUUCCAUGCGACCGACCCCAACGACAUCUUCAACGCGUUCUUCUCACAGAUGGGUGGCGGUGGUGGUGGUGGUGGCGACGAGUACGCAUCCUUUGGUGGCGGCGGCGGCGGCUUCCCCGGCGGCGGGGCGCGCCGCCGUGCCCCACGCGGUGGCAUGGGCGGUAUGGGUGGUAUGGGCGGCAUGGGAGGAAUGGGCGGCAUGGGCGGCGGAAUGGGCGGAAUGGGCGGCAUGCCGGGCGGAUACGAGGAGCCCCAGCCGCCAACACCUGUGUCCGAGAUUGAGCGGCCACUCCCCCUCAGCCUUGAAGAGCUGUACAAGGGCGGCACGAAGCGCCUCAAGAUAACGCGCCACAUGCGCAACGGCCGGAGCGAGGAGAAGAUUCUCGAGGUCGCGUACAAGCCGGGAUGGAAGGCCGGCACCAAGGUGACGUUUGCGGGCGCCGGCAACGAGGACGAAUACGGUCGCGGCCAGAACAUCAAGUUUGUCAUUGCGGAGAAGGAGCACCCGCGCUUUAAGCGCGAGGGCGACGACCUGCUGGUUCAGGUCAACCUCACGCUGUCGCAGGCGCUGCUGGGCCCUGAUGGCGGCGGCGCAAUCACCAAGCAGAUCGAUCAGCUCGAUGGGCGCCGGAUAGACGUGUCCAUCCCCGCGGGGCACAUUGUGCAGCCUGGCGAGGAGACUAUUGUCAAGGGCGAAGGCAUGCCCAUCUCCAAGGCAAGCAGCGUCAAGAAGGUCGGCGACCUCCGCGUGCGCUGGAACGUCAUCUUCCCCAAGUCGCUCAGCCCCACUGAGAGGGACGCGCUGCGCAAGGCCCUCGGAUAA